AUGGGCUCGCUUAGCUUACCAUCAUUGCCAUUGAGGGUCGACGAACUCAGCCUCGCAUCAACAUUACAUGACAGCUGCGAUUUCGGCAAAGCGCAUCCAUGGGGAAAAUUACCCACUGAAACGGGCAUGGCUCGUCUUAGUCUUGACGACUCUGACAAACAGGUCAGACACUGGUUCAUGAGCUACGCCCAGUCCCUUGGCUGCAAGACAUUCUUCGAUCAGAUGGGCAACCUAUUUGCUAUUCGCCCAGGCAAGAACAAUGACUUGCAUCCUGUCAUGAUGGGUUCUCAUCUAGACACGCAACCAACUGGUGGUCGCUACGACGGCAUUCUAGGCGUUGUUGCUGGCCUUGAGGUUAUUAAGACGCUCAAUAAUCAUGACGUCGAGACGGAGGGCCCUAUUGGAGUAGUCAACUGGACAAACGAAGAAGGUGCUCGAUUUCCCAGUAUGGCCGUGGCAUCGGGAGUAUGGGCCGAGGUCAUCCCUCUUCAAACAGCUUGGGAUCUACAAGAGGUCCUCGUGUCGAAUCCCAAAACGAUGAAACAAGAGUUGGAUCGUAUCGGCUUCACGGGUGAUGUGCCAGCUUCCUACAAGUCAAAUCCCUUUGCUGCACACUUCGAGCUGCAUAUCGAGCAGGGACCUAUCCUGGAAGACGAAGGCCUCAAGAUCGGCAUCGUUGAAGGUGUCCAAGCAUUCAAGUGGUUUACUAUCACCGUCCGAGGUCGCGAUAGUCACGCUGGCACAACGCCAUUCUAUGCACGCAAAGACUCAGUCCUAUGCGCGAGUAAAAUGAUCGUUGCCACCAACGCUAUCGCCAAACGUUUUGAUGGAUUAGCAACAACAGGUAUCUUCACAGCAGAUCCUGGUAGCCCCAACACAAUGGCGCACACGGUGAGAUUCACUCUUGACAUACGCCACGUGCAAGACGAGAUCCUCGCAAAGAUUUUGCAAGAAUGCGAGUCCGAGUUUCUUCGCAUCUCAGAGCAUGACAGCGAAAAGGGUUGCGAAGUCGGCUGGGAGCUCUUGGUUGACAGUCCAGCGGUGAAAUUCGACAAGGGCUGUAUCGCUGCUGUCGAAGAAGCCGCUGCCGAAGUUUGCUCUACUUUGCCGCAGAACGAAGCUGGAAAGCUUUGGAAGCCGAUGAUAAGCGGUGCUGGACACGAUAGUUGCUUUUCGAAUCGUAGAUGCCCUACCAGUAUGAUCUUUACGCCUACAAGAUCAGGGAUUAGUCACAACCCAACGGAAUAUUGCUCACCGGAAGAUUGCGCGCUCGGAGCGAGUGUCUUAAUGGGGGCCGUUUUGAGGUAUGACAAAUCGCGUAAGGUUAGGAAAGAAUGA
Fusarium venenatum is the source of this 1338-nucleotide messenger RNA. RefSeq lists its product as uncharacterized. The record is from RefSeq and is a predicted model, not a curated record. Gene Ontology annotation, molecular function: hydrolase activity, acting on carbon-nitrogen (but not peptide) bonds, in linear amidines. Lineage: Eukaryota; Fungi; Ascomycota; Sordariomycetes; Hypocreales; Nectriaceae.